CAUUUAUCAAUCCAAAUAUAUAUAAAAAUCAUACAUAUUUUUCCCAGUAACAGAAAACAACGAUCGGCGUAGCUUCACCGGGAUUAUUUUUCCGGCCAUGGCGGAAAUCGACGUUCCUCACUACUUUAUCUGCCCGAUCUCCCUUCAGAUCAUGAAGGAUCCCGUCACCGCCGUCACCGGAAUCACCUACGACCGCGAGAGCAUCCAGGAGUGGCUGAGCACCGCCGGAAUCUGCCCCGUCACCAAACUGCCGCUCACUCCGGACCUAACUCCGAACCACAUGCUCCGCCGUCUGAUCCAGGCUUGGUGCACUGCCAACGCCGUCGAACGAAUCCCCACCCCCAAAUCUCCCCUCCACAAAUCCCUAGUUCGAAAAUUAAUCCGCGACGUCAAUAAUAAUUCCACCGGAAAAGACUCGAUUCGAUCGGCGGCGCUGAUGAAAUUGGCGGAGCUCGCCGGAGAAGGCGACUGGAACCGCCGGGUCAUGGCGGAGGCCGGCGCCGGAGAAGCAAUGGCUUUGUAUGUAAAAAGAGCCGUUAAUCGCCGGGAGUUUUUGGGGUUGGAAGAAGCGCUGAGGGUUCUGCAUCUGACGUGGACCGCCACGUCGGAUUUGCGUGGCGAUGAGAACAGCCUGGAAUUAAUCCGGACCGUUCAGUGGGUUCUGAAAAGUGCGGUCGGGAUUAAUACGGUGAGGACUAACGCGCUUUUGGCUUUGAAGGCGGUUUUUGAAAACGCGACUUUAGGUUUGAAGGAUAAAUUAGACGACGACUUGUUCUUUCUUUUGGCGGACCUUCUGCGCGACAGGAGCCUCUCGCCGGCGGCGAGGAAGACCGUUCUGAAUGUCCUGAUCGAGGCAUCUUCCGGCGGAAGAAACCGUGCGAGGAUCGUGGAAUCCGGCUUGGUAUUCGAAUUAAUCGAGAUGGAAUUAGGCAGUCCGGAGAAGAGGACGAGUGAGCUGAUUUUCGGUCUAUUGGCGCAACUCUGCUCCUUAGCCGACGGCCGGCAGCAACUGCUGAAGCACGCCGGCGGAAUCGCCGUCGUAGCGAAGCGUCUGUUGCGAGUGUCGCCGGCGACCGACGAUUGCGCGCUGUCCGUUAUGGAAUCGAUUGCGCGAUUCUCGGCGACGCGCGAGGUGGUGAUGGAGAUGCUGCGCGUGGGGGCGGUGUCGAAGCUGUGUAUGGUGUUGCAGGCCGACUGUGCGCCGCCGUUGAAGAAGAAGGCGAGGGAGGUGCUCCGGCUGCAUUCCGGCGAGUGGAGUAACUCGCCGUGCAUACAAGUUUAUCUUCUAACCAGAAACCCUAGAUGACGUGUAUAGUCACGUAUGAUUUUCCUGCCAAUUUUUAUUUUUAUUUUUUGUAAAACUGAUAUAAAAAUAUAUUAAAAAACGUAAAUUUACACUCUUAUUAGAUAGGGGUAUAUAAUUAUAUAAUUUUUUUUUUUUUUUAAGAAAAAAUGAA
Andrographis paniculata is the source of this 1457-nucleotide messenger RNA. RefSeq names its product E3 ubiquitin-protein ligase PUB24-like. Gene Ontology annotation, biological process: protein ubiquitination. Gene Ontology annotation, molecular function: ubiquitin protein ligase activity. The record is from RefSeq and is a predicted model, not a curated record. The coding region runs from base 98 to 1306 and encodes 402 amino acids. Lineage: Eukaryota; Viridiplantae; Streptophyta; Magnoliopsida; Lamiales; Acanthaceae. The transcript has a single exon.